Mus pahari (shrew mouse) is the source of this 6649-nucleotide messenger RNA. RefSeq names its product PR/SET domain 2 (gene Prdm2). The record is from RefSeq and is a predicted model, not a curated record. NCBI's taxonomy places the organism in Eukaryota, Metazoa, Chordata, Mammalia, Rodentia, Muridae. The transcript is spliced from 9 exons. Gene Ontology annotation, cellular component: nucleus. Bases 133 to 5154 code for a protein of 1673 amino acids. Gene Ontology annotation, biological process: regulation of transcription by RNA polymerase II. Gene Ontology annotation, molecular function: DNA-binding transcription factor activity, RNA polymerase II-specific; RNA polymerase II transcription regulatory region sequence-specific DNA binding; protein binding.
CGGGCGCCGGAGCGACGGCGGCGGCUGCGGCUCCGGGCUCGCUGAAGCGUCGGCGCGUCGCGCUCUGGGCUCAUGUAAUCAAAGAAGGUUCUUUGUUGUGUGUAUCUUUACAGAACACAACAGGAAUUGAAAAUGCAUCAGAACACUGAGUCUGUGGCAGCCACCGAGACUCUGGCUGAGGUACCUGAACACGUGCUUCGAGGACUCCCAGAGGAAGUAAGACUUUCACCAUCUGCGGUCGACAAGACUCGGAUUGGUGUCUGGGCCACUAAACCAAUUUUAAAAGGGAAAAAGUUUGGGCCAUUUGUUGGUGAUAAGAAGAAGAGAUCCCAGGUUAGGAAUAAUGUAUACAUGUGGGAGGUGUACUACCCAAAUUUGGGGUGGAUGUGCAUUGAUGCCACUGAUCCGGAGAAGGGCAAUUGGCUCCGCUAUGUGAACUGGGCUUGCUCAGGAGAAGAACAGAAUUUAUUUCCACUGGAAAUCAACAGAGCCAUUUACUAUAAAACCUUAAAGCCAAUCGCGCCUGGCGAGGAGCUCCUGGUCUGGUACAAUGGGGAAGACAACCCCGAGAUAGCAGCUGCGAUUGAGGAAGAGCGAGCCAGCGCCCGGAGCAAGCGGAGCUCCCCGAAGAGCCGGAGAGGGAAGAAGAAAUCACAAGAGAAUAAAAACAAAGGCAUCAGAACUCAGGCUGCACAGCCGAAGGCAAGUGAGCUGGACUCCACCUUUGCAAACAUGAGGAGCUCUGCAGAAGGUCCAAAAGAAGAGGAUGAGAGGCCUUUGGCUUCUGCACCUGAGCAGACAACCCUUCUGCCAGAGGUGGUAAGCCAAGAUGCAGUUCCACAGGUGGCCAUCCCUCUUCCUGCCUGCGAGUCACAGCCAGAGGCAGAUGAGAGACAAGAAGUCACAGACUGUGAGGUCAACAAUAUGAGGGAAGAGGAGGAGGAGGAGGAGGAGCUGGAAGAGGAAGAAGAGGAGGAGGAGGAGUUGGGAGAAGAUGGGGAGGAAGAAGCAGACAUGCCGAAUGAAAGCUUUGUGAAAGAGCCAGAGAUACGGUGUGAAGAAAAGCCAGAAGAUUUAUUAGAAGAGCCACAGAGUAUGUCAAAUGAAACUUCUGAAGACUCUCCAGACGUGACCCCUCCUCUCCACGUUCCCAGAACUAGAGAGGAGGCCAACGGUGAUGUGCUUGAAACAUUUAUGUUGCCAUGUCAGCAUUGUGAAAGAAAAUUUGCAACGAAGCAGGGGCUAGAACGUCACAUGCACAUCCACAUUUCUACAAUCAAUCACGCUUUCAAGUGCAAGUACUGUGGUAAACCGUUCGGCACACAGAUUAACAGGAGGCGGCAUGAAAGGCGCCAUGAAACAGGGUUGAAGAGAAGACCCAGCAUGACAUUACAGCCCUCAGAGGAUCCAGAUGAUGGCAAGGGGGAAAAUGUUACUUCUAAAGAUGAGUCGAGUCCACCUCAACUUGGGCAAGACUGUUUGAUAUUGAACUCAGAGAAAACCACACAGGAAAUACUGAAUUCAUCUUUUGUGGAAGAGAAUGGCGAAGUUAAAGAACUUCAUCCAUGCAAAUACUGCAAAAAGGUAUUUGGAACUCACACCAAUAUGAGAAGACAUCAGCGUAGAGUUCAUGAACGCCACCUGAUUCCUAAAGGUGUCAGGCGAAAAGGAGGACUCUUAGAAGAGCCGCAGCCACCAGCAGAGCAGGCCCCACCCUCCCAGAAUGUCUAUGUACCAAGCACAGAGCCAGAGGAGGAAGGGGAAGCGGAUGAUGUGUAUAUCAUGGACAUUUCUAGCAACAUCUCUGAAAACCUAAAUUAUUAUAUUGAUGGUAAGAUUCAGACCAACAACAGCACUAGUAAUUGUGAUGUGAUUGAGAUGGAGUCUAAUUCUGCACACUUGUAUGGCAUAGAUUGUCUGAUCACUCCAGUAACUGUAGAGAUUACUCAAAAUAUAAAGAGCACUCAGGUCUCUGUGACAGAUGAUCUUCUUAAAGAGUCUCCCAGUAACACAAAUUGUGAGUCUAAGAAACGGAGGACUGCCAGUCCACCUGUACUCCCCAAAAUUAAAGCAGAGACAGAUUCAGAUUCCACAGCACCCUCGUGUUCCUUAAGUCUGCCUCUGAGCAUAUCAACAACAGAGGUGGUGUCUUUCCAUAAAGAGAAGGGUGUCUAUUUGUCUUCAAAGCUCAAGCAGCUUCUUCAGACCCAGGACAAACUGACUCCUCCUGCAGGGAUUUCGGCAGCUGAGAUUCCUAAGUUAGGUCCCGUGUGUGUAUCUGCUCCUGCAUCCAUGUUACCUGUGACUUCUAGUAGGUUUAAGAGACGUACCAGCUCUCCACCCAGUUCUCCACAGCACAGCCCUGCCCUUCGAGACUUUGGGAAACCAAGUGAUGGGAAAGCAGCAUGGACAGACACAGUUCUGACUUCCAAGAAACCGAAGUUAGAAAGUCGCAGUGACUCACCAGCGUGGAGUUUGUCUGGGAGAGAUGAGAGAGAAACUGGAAGCCCUCCUUGCUUUGAUGAGUACAAAAUAUCAAAAGAAUGGGCGGCCAGUUCUACUUUCAGCAGUGUGUGCAACCAACAGCCGUUGGAUUUAUCCAGUGGUGUCAAACAGAAGUCAGAGGGCACAGGCAAGACUCCAGUCCCAUGGGAGUCUGUAUUGGAUCUCAGUGUGCAUAAAAAGCCUUGUGAUUCAGAAGGCAAGGAAUUCAAAGAGAACCAUUUGGCACAGCCGGCUGCAAAGAAGAAAAAACCAACCACCUGCAUGCUACAAAAGGUUCUUCUCAAUGAGUAUAAUGGUGUUAGCUUACCUACAGAGAGCACACCAGCGGUGACCAGGAGCCCAAGUCCUUGUAAAUCCCCAGAUACACAGCCAGAUCCUGAACUUGGUACUGACUCGAGUUGCUCAGCCCCCACUGCUGAGUCUCCACCUGAGGUUGUUGGCCCUUCAUCACCCCCUCUCCAGGCAGCCUCCCUGUCCUCUGGCCAGCUGCCUCCUCUCUUGAUCCCCACAGAGCCUUCUUCCCCUCCACCCUGCCCUCCUGUGUUAACUGUUGCCACUCCACCACCCCCCCUCCUUCCAACUGUCCCUCUCCCCAACCCUUCUUCUGAUGCCUCUCCUCAACAGUGCCCCUCUCCAUUCUCAAAUGCCACUGCUCAGUCUCCUCUUCCCAUUCUCUCCCCAACAGUGUCCCCCUCUCCCUCUCCUAUUCCUCCUGUAGAGCCACUCAUGUCUGCUGCUUCCCCUGGUCCUCCCACACUUUCCUCCUCUUCCUCCUCCUCUUCCUCCUCUUCCUUCUCUUCCUCUUCAUGCUCCUCCUCCUCCCCCUCACCUCCCCCUCUCUCAGCAGUGUCAUCUGUGGUGUCCUCUGGGGACAACCUGGAAGCAUCUCUCCCUGCAAUAACUUUCAAACAGGAGGAGUCAGAGAGUGAAGGUCUGAAACCCAAGGAAGAGGCCCCACCUGCCGGUGAACAGAGUGUUGUCCAAGAAACAUUCAGCAGAAACUUUGUUUGCAAUGUCUGUGAAUCACCUUUUCUUUCCAUUAAAGAUCUAACCAAACACUUAUCUGUCCAUGCUGAAGAAUGGCCCUUCAAAUGUGAGUUUUGUGUGCAGCUUUUUAAGGGUAAGACUGAUCUAUCAGAGCACCGAUUUCUGCUUCAUGGAGUCGGAAAUAUCUUUGUGUGUUCUGUAUGUAAGAAAGAAUUUGCCUUCUUAUGCAACUUACAGCAGCACCAGCGUGAUCUCCACCCAGAUGAGGUGUGCACACACCACGAGUUUGAAAGUGGGACCCUAAGGCCCCAGAACUUCACAGACCCCAGCAAGGCCCAUGUGGAGCAUAUGCCGAGUUUGCCAGAAGAGCCUGUGGAAGCUUCUAGAGAGGAGGAGUUAAAUGACUCCUCUGAAGAGCUUUACACGACCAUCAAAAUAAUGGCUUCCGGAAUAAAGACGAAAGAGCCAGAUGUUCGACUUGGUCUAAACCAGCAUUACCCGAGCUUUAAGCCACCUCCAUUUCAGUACCACCAUCGAAACCCUAUGGGGAUUGGGGUGACAGCCACAAACUUCACCACCCACAAUAUCCCACAGACUUUCACUACUGCCAUCCGCUGCACAAAGUGUGGCAAGAGUGUUGAUAACAUGCCUGAGCUGCAUAAGCACAUCUUGGCAUGUGCAUCUGCAAGUGACAAGAAAAGGUACACUCCUAAGAAAAACCCAGUGCCCCUGAGACAGACGGUGCAGCCCAAAAAUGGAGUGCUGGUUUUAGACAACUCUGGGAAAAAUGCCUUCAGACGGAUGGGGCAGCCGAAGAGACUGAGCUUCAAUGUUGAACUCGGCAAAAUGUCUCCAAAUAAGCUCAAGCUAAAUGCAUUGAAGAAAAAGAAUCAGCUGGUACAGAAAGCGAUCCUUCAGAAAAACAGAUCUGCGAAGCAGAAGGCCGACCUGAGGGACACUUCCGAGGCGUCCUCACAUAUCUGCCCUUACUGUGACAGGGAGUUCACGUACAUCGGCAGCCUGAAUAAGCAUGCUGCUUUCAGCUGUCCUAAAAAACCCCUUUCUCCUUCCAAAAGAAAAGUUUCCCAUUCAUCUAAGAAAGGUGGCCACUCGUCAUCUGCUAGCAGUGACAGAAACAGUAGUAGCAAUCCCCGGAGGCGGACCGCAGAUACAGAGAUCAAGAUGCAGAGCAUGCAGGCACCCUUGGGCAAGACCAGAGCUCGGAGUACAGGCCCUGCCCAAGCCCCACUGCCCUCCUCAUCCUUCAGAUCCAGACAGAAUGUCAAAUUUGCAGCUUCAGUCAAAUCCAAAAAAGCAAGCUCUUCCUCCUUGAGGAAUUCUAGUCCCAUAAGAAUGGCUAAAAUUACUCAUGUUGAGGGCAAAAAAUCCAAAGCUGUUGCCAAGAGUCAUUCUACUCAGCUCUCAAGCAAAUCGUCCCGAAGCCUGCAUGUGAAAGUGCAGAAGAGCAAAGCUGUUCUACAAAGCAAGACUGCCCUGGCCAGCAAGAAAAGAACAGACCGGUUCAUAGUAAAAUCUAGAGAGCGGAGCGGGGGCCCGAUCACCCGAAGCCUUCAGCUGGCAGCUGCUACGGACCUGAGUGAAAGCAGGAGAGAGGACAGCAGUGCCAGGCAUGAGCUGAAGGACUUGAGGAACUUCCUGUAGAAAAGUCCCCCCCACAAAACAAACCUUAACUGACUAAAAGAUAUUGCAUGCUCAACUUAGGAUAAGCACUACGGCAAAGGAUACGAAAUCUACCCAGCUUGCAAGACCAGUUGAAGCUGACUCAAAAGCUGUAACAUACAGCUGCUUACCAACAGGCUUCUUGCCCUGGUUAGUGUCAGGCAUCCAUCCAUCUCUUUGGUGGAGCUCACGUGUAUGCUGGGCUCUCGGGGAAUUGAAAUCCAAAGAGAAGGGUGCCAUAAGAUGGGCUAGAUGGACUGGCUCUUCCUCAUCACCGGACUGGCAGCUCAGCUCUGAGAGUGGCCCCUGAGUCUGGCAGAGAGCAGCCAAGAGAGCAAUUGAACUGAACCUUGCAAAGCAAGUGCCCUUGUUUUAUGAGUGGUCCUAGUUUCAGGGAUGACAGAUCGGGUGUACCCACCUCAGAAAGCUUGCUUACGGCAGCCCUCGAUGCCUUCUUUCAUGUGAAUUAUAUAGAGAGGCAUUUAGUUGAUCCCUAUCCCUCUCCCCUUUAAAAAAAAAAAAUCAUAAGCAGAUUGCCAGCGUAAUGCAGAGGAUCCCAGAUUGGAUAGGACUCCUUCUCAUGCCUCUGUUAGUGUCAUGUUUGUGUGUCCAACUGGAUGUUAUCCUCUCACUGUCUGGCACUAAUUUAUAGCUGUUCUAUUAUGAGAUGCUAUGUGGCAGUGUAUCGGUGCACGGAAAGCAUCCAGGCCUGCAUAGCUGUUUGUAUCUGCACACCAGGCCUUACUCAUGUCUCAGUAGAUUCAAAGCAACAGAUUGGCCUCUUCCUUUUGUAGCAGGUCAGCACCACUUCUCCAUGAGUGCUGGUGCUUCCCCCAGAGUAAUGACUGAGGUGGCGGAAAACGGCUACAUUUUAUUCAUACUGUGUUUUGUACUCAACCUUAAAAGUAAUCUACCUCUUAAAAUUUGUAGUUUAAUACUUGUUUGAUGAAUUUGUGCCACUUUAAUCUUUCACUAUCAUUCCCAUUUUGUUACAUUUUUCUGUUAAGGAGACUUUAUGUUGGAAUACUGUAUAAAGCAUUUGUAGCUGUUUAAAAAUAAAAUAUUUAAAAUUAUUUAAAUUGUUUUGGGUGCUUCAAUUGUAUUCUGUGAUUUAGAGCUUCCAUUUGUGUUUGCAUUGUUAAUCCGGACAGUGUCUGCUGUACUGAAGUUUGCUGUUAGUUAUUUUAUUGCUUCUUGUCGCAAAGUGCUUUAAAGAUUAUUCUAAUGAAAACAUUAAAAUUUAUAAUUUGACAUACAAAAGGGAUUGUUGAUUGAUUUUAACCAAUGUAGCCUUGACAGAGUUUUUAUUACAGACACACAUGAGUGAUGCUUGCUACUUUGCCCUGUUAGCAUGGACACAUCCUCUGUCAGAUGUCUAAGAAGGCUCUUUUUUCAUGUUAUUUAAAAUACCUGAUAACUAGGGGAGACUUGGAUGAUACAAUCUAUAUCAUUGUAACUAAUAAACACUUUGUAAACA